AUCAUUUUCAUUCCCGCCAUUGAAAGCCUAAUGUUGAAUUGUAAAAGCGCAACUAGAAGAAAUUCGUAUCGAACAGCAGCUGACCUCGUGAAUACUGCCAGCUAUGAAAGCUCCAACGUGUCCCAAAUGUCAAUCUAUAUAUACACUUAAACUCAAAGAAUUUGGACAUUAUGGAAAACAACCAUUUUUGCUGCGUUGUGGACAUACUUUCUGUGAAGCAUGCCUCCAGAAGCUACCACGAAAAGAUGAUUGUAUCAACUGUCCAACAUGCCAGGUGCCAACCAAAGCACCAUCAGGGCAGCCUCUGUACAAGCCUCUCAGUCUGGAUAUCUACAUUUGUGGGCCUUGUCUGGGCCAAACAACUUGAUCUGGAACAGCAGGCAGACAGAGGGAUGUGAACGAAUCCAAAAAAAAAGAGAAGAAAUGUUAAAAGUGUUCAGAAAACAGCAGGUACUAUUUGCAAAGAAUGCAAAGUCCAACCAGCAAGUUGUGAAUGUAGACAAUGUGAAGACAAAAUGUGCAAGCAGUGCUUUGACAAGGUCCACAAGAUGUCUUUUAGCUUUCAAAGACACCAAGCUUUACCGUUCUUUGCUGUCUCAGAGGAAAGAUUAGCUGAAACCAAAACAAGGUCACGCACCUGUUUGGUGCACGAGCAGUGCCAGAUUGAAUAUUUCUGCAAAGAAGACAAUGAAGCCAUCUGCUCUCGCUGUGUCAUUGUGGGUGAUCACAAAGGACAUGAUGUUCAGACAAUGGAAGACAAAAACAAAGAUACCUUGAUAUACAUGGAACCAGCCAUUCAGGUAGCCCAAGAAACUUUGUGGAGGUUGAAUAAAGCUGAAAAAAGUUUGACUGAUGUUCACCCAUUUGCCAGGCGGGACACAAAGGAACUAGAAGAGCAACUUAGAACUCACUUCCAAGAACUUCACUCGCUCAUACAGGCCAGAGAACAACAACUUUUAGAUGAGAUAAAAACUGCAUCUACCAGCAUUGGAGAUAUUACUCAAGAAAUGAAGGCUUUCAUAUGUGAAAAGAAAUGCAUGCUGCAAGAAGCCAUACAAGAUGGACUACAAACCUUGCAAGGAAGUAUACGUCGACUUGUGGAUGCAGAUCUUGUUUUGGAGCGUCUGGAGCAUGCUAAAAAUAUGCCCUGUGUCUUAACACAGGAUGGAGAAGGGUGUGUGAACAACCAUAUAAGAUUUUUGCAUGGGGAAUUCCAGCCUCUUAAAGAAUCCAUCUUAAAGUAUGGCAGUAUCUCGGUGACUUCCUCUCAAAUGUUUGAGCUGAGGUUGCCAGGACCUGAUGAUGAAAAACCACCAUUAGAGGAACGCUACCUUCCAAAUGUGUCUGAUGUUGACAGCCUUUCUUUUACAGAAUCUGAGUCCUUGGCAGACUCUGCCUCUGUCAUUUUAGAAGAGGAAAAAGAAGAACUGUGUGGUGCAGAAGAAGUGAAACCAAAGAUGGCUGUCUACCCAUCUUUGAAACCUAUGAUCCCAGGCCACAAUGAGCAGGUACAGGUAACACAUAUUUGCACACCAGGACAGUUUUUUGUACAGCAGUUGUCAAAAGUUGGAGAACUGGCAAUGCUGUCACAGCAGUUAAAUUCUUACUGUCGCAGCUUUGCUUCCAAGAAAGACCCUAUUGGUGUCCUUGUUCCUGGUGACCGAGUUUUAGCCCAGUUCUCUAAGGAUAAAAAGUGGUAUCGAGCAAUUGUUAAUAACAUUGUGCUAGCAGAGGAAUCCAACAAAGAAGAAGACAGUUUUAUUGUGUUCUUCAUAGACUAUGGGAACUGCGAAAUCACCACUAUGAAAAGUUUAAGGAAAGCUCACAAGAACUUUUUCAAGGCACCUUCCUUUGCACUGGAGUGUGCACUUCAUGACAUCUCCCCAUCAGAUGAACAGGAGGGGUGGUCACGGGAAUCUGUGGAGAUGAUGCUUCAAAUGACGGUCUCAGGGCCUAUGAUAAUGACGGUAUUCAGCCAGGCAGGAAAUGUGUUAGAAGUAGAUUUGAGCUGCCCAGAGAUUGAUAAAAACUUCUCAGAUGAUCGUCCUGUAUCAGUGCGGGACAGCCUUGUUUUCUUGGAAGCAGCAAUCUUUAAAUCAGGAUCAUCUGCUGCAGCUAAUCCAGGUCGAAUAAAGCGUGACUUUUUAACCUUGCCACGGUUCUUGGAUGGAAAGCUACUUGACAUAAUUGUUACUUGUGCAAACACCCCUCAGUCCAUUUAUGCACAGCACACAACGAGCACAGAAUCCUACCUGCAUCACUUAGAACAGAGAAUGCUGGAGCUUUACAGCCAAGAGUCUGAAGGACUGUACACUGUCUUCUGUCCAAGAAAAGGUAUGAUAUGUGCAGCCCAAUACAGUCAAGAUAAAAUGUGGUAUCGUGCUCGUAUUCUGGACAUUCUUGGUGGCAGAAGGUUACUUGUUCAGUAUGUUGACUACGGUAAUACUGAGAUUAUCCACCACACUAAGAUUCGCAAGAUUCUUGAUGAUGACAUUAAGUUUCCAGAACAGGCCAUUGAAUGCUGUCUGUCUGAUGUAGAGCCAGCUGAUGGUAAUAAUGAAUGGUCAGAGGAGGCCAGGGCUUGGAUUUCAAGACAAGUACUCCUAAAGGUGUGCCAGUUCCGAGUUACCACAGACAGCACCAAGUCUAACUCAGUAAGUGGUGUACUGUAUGCAAUUGACGUUAACAGUGGUCGACUGGUGUGUAUAAACUCAGAACUUGUCAAACAUGGAUUUGCAUCGAGCACUGGGAAAUGGUCCCAGCCACCGAAACCUGAAACAUUUGAAGGUGUGACUCUUACUCCACAAGAGCAAAGAAAUCUUUUGCAGCUUACUGUUGGGAAAUUGCCAAAUGCCACCGUCAUGAUGCAGGUUCCAGAAAAGGACAAGACAGUUUCUAAGACACAGAAAUCACCUGUCCAUCUCAGCCCAGGCCCGCGCUCAUCUCCAUCCCCCAAUGUUUACACCCAAGUUGUCUCCUCCUGCUCCACUCAUGCCAGCAAAAAGGGGAGGGGUGUUUCUUCUGAUCAGAGGGCCAGUAAAAAGGUAGAAACAUACAGAUCUAAUGGAGUUCUGCUGCAGCAGAGCGGGACAUCACCUGGUCAGCAGAGUCUGCCAACUUCCUUGACAGACGAGAAACCCAGCAUCCAUUCAGUGGCAGUGAGAAUCGCUGAGUACCAGUCACCAGGUCACUUUUAUAUUCAGCUGCAGGACAAAAGCAGGCAACUAGACAGCUUGAUGACAGAGAUGUCAGAAUAUAAUUCAGCUGAUCAGAUGGACAGAGAAUGGAAAGUUGGUGACUACUGUGCUGCUAGAUACUCAAAAGAUCAAAGCUGGUACCGUGGACGUGUCAGAAGAAACUUGGAAGAUGGCAGUUUUGAGGUAUUCCUGGUAGAUUAUGGCUUCACAGACAUAAUUUCACGAAGCCAACUUCGCCUUUUAUUGAAGAAGCACGGGGAGAAUGAGUGCUUUGCAGAGAGAUGCCAUUUAGCUGGGAUCCAGUCUGCUGGGUCAUCAGAUCCCUCUAAAUGGACGAGCACAGCUAGAGAAUUCAUGAUGAAGCAGAUUACCCAGGGCAAGCAGUUGUUUGUCAAACUUGAGGGUGAAGCAGUUCCUGAGCUUGGUUUGCCAGUGGAUAUUGUGGUAGAAGAGAUUGUCCCAGAGACAGCAUUUGACCCAGCCUUCAAGAAAUACGUGUCCUUAAUUGACCUUCUGCUUGGUCAGGGUUUGGCUCUGCCAAUAAAGGGGAAGAAACGAUCAAGCGCAGCUGCUGAUACAGGAUCUGGUAACCCAGAGCAAUGUUUUCAAGCAAAAGUGACUGUCUCUGCUUCUAGUCCUGUUAUGACUGUGCACGAGAGCAACAGCCACGACUCUCUUGAGCCUGAGACAGUGGUUUUAAUACAGCCUGACUUUGAUGUUGCACCCCAUCCUCCUCCCUCUGCCUCUGCAAUGGUUGUGGUUCCUGUCUACGUUGAUCACUGUGGAGUCAUCUUCGCUCAUGAUGUUACUGAGGAGGAAAUGCUGACCAAGCUAAUACAAAACAUGGAUCAGUAUGCACAGCAGGAGGCUCCAAAGGGAUGCCUGGAAGUAAAGCCAGGUCAAUUUGUCUAGCCCACUUUUCUGCAGAUAAUGUUUGGUACCGAGCUCGGGUAUUAGAGGUGGACAUGGAUAAUGUAAAGGUGAAGUAUAUAGACUUUGGGAACAUAGCCAAUGUGUCACGAGAGAAGCUGAAGCUUGCCACAGCAGACAUCUGCAAGAUUCCUCAGUUGGCAUUACAGCUAGUCCUCCAUAAUAUCAGACCUG
Pomacea canaliculata is the source of this 4301-nucleotide messenger RNA. RefSeq names its product tudor domain-containing protein 1-like. Lineage: Eukaryota; Metazoa; Mollusca; Gastropoda; Architaenioglossa; Ampullariidae. The transcript has 34 exons. The coding region runs from base 516 to 4109 and encodes 1197 amino acids. Gene Ontology annotation, molecular function: zinc ion binding. The record is from RefSeq and is a predicted model, not a curated record.